AUGAGAUAAUCGUAAUUGAAGAGAAAGAUGUCUAGCAUCAGAAACAGCGUGCAUGGAAGUUUGCAUGGUAGUGGCAACAAUAGUUUGCAUAACAGCGCUUAAAGAUAGAGUAGCAAUACCAUAGGUUAAGUGUUGCCAUUUCAUAAAAUCAAAGAAAUCUAAUAAACCUUAUUAGAAUGCAAUUACAUUAAUGAUCUCUCUGUUUAUUAUGUAGAAGAGUUAGUAAGAUUUGCUAGUCUGGUUAUGGAAAAAGUGGUUAAGGUCAGAGGCCAUAAAUGA
This is a messenger RNA of Paramecium tetraurelia, 279 nucleotides long. RefSeq lists its product as uncharacterized. Lineage: Eukaryota; Ciliophora; Oligohymenophorea; Peniculida; Parameciidae. The record is from RefSeq and is a predicted model, not a curated record. The transcript has a single exon.